UCUUGUUAUUGUUUAGGUGGAGCGAAAGCAAAAAUAUUAUUUUAAUACCUAGUUUAAAACACAAAAUAGAGUUACCGUAUUCGUUUAGAUAGAUAGAAACCAAUAAAAUGCCGUCAAUGAAAGUGGAAGGUGACAGCGAUGGCGAUGGCGAUUUAUCUGGGGGUGACACAGAAAGGUCUGGUGGGUCUUCCCGCGGGCCAGACAGAGACUCCAGCGCUGAAGAAGCAGACGAACCUGAUUCUGAUGAUUCCUCAGAAAUGGAUGAGAGUGAAUGCGAGAGGCGUCGCAACGAAUGCCUCGAUAACUUAGCGAACUUGGAGCAUCAGUUCACAGUGCUACGGGAACAGCUGUUCAACGAGCGGAUCAAAGAUGUGGAAUAUCAGCUCGCGGAGGUGCGGGGUGGAAGGUCUCCGGAGUAUUUGGGUCCUUUGAGACGGUUGCAAGAGAAUAUGAGAAUAAGAAUCGAAGUGGCCGGCAUCUUGAAGCAGAUGCGUAUAGAUAAUAUAAAACACAAAUACGAGGCAGAAGAUCAGGCAGCACAUCAACACUUUCAGAGCGAAAAGUGGCUAGCCUACGAGAUGAUAAAAGAGGAAAUCCUAGAGAAGAUACGCAAGAUCGAAGAGGAAAGGCACACGGUGGACCUGUGGUCGUGCGGGGCAGAGUGGGGCAGGAAACGGAGGAAGAGGCAGGUCACAGUCUCCCCUCCGUAUGUGGUGUACAUGCUACCUGACGCAGAUAUCAUGGAGGACUGGCGGCUUGUCAGGAAACUAUUGGAACGGGCUGAUUAGUUUAUAGUCAAUAAAGAUUUUGUGUAAUAUGUUGUUUUAUUUUGAGAGGUUGUGUGGUUGUUUUUUCGUAACUUAAGUAUAAAUAAUUUGGAUAGAAAUAAAGAAUUAUUUGUGUA
Molecule: messenger RNA, 904 nt
Organism: Colias croceus (clouded yellow)
Lineage: Eukaryota; Metazoa; Arthropoda; Insecta; Lepidoptera; Pieridae
Gene: Brms1
Product: breast cancer metastasis-suppressor 1-like protein
Exons: 4
Coding region: 108-788 (226 amino acids)
Biological process (GO): negative regulation of transcription by RNA polymerase II
Cellular component (GO): Sin3-type complex
Molecular function (GO): histone deacetylase binding
Source: RefSeq, a predicted model, not a curated record